CCGCGGGCGCCGUCAUGUCCGGCGCGGGGGCGGGGCGAGCGGGCGGCGGGCAGUCGGCGGCGGCCAUGGCUCCGAGCGCGCAGGCGGGGGGCGGCCGCGGGCAGGCCCCGGGCCCGGGGCUCCGCCAGGGCAUCCGCGCUGUCCUGCUGGGGCCGCCCGGCGCCGGCAAGGGCACCCAGGCACCGAAGCUGGCUGAGACCUACUGCGUCUGCCACCUGGCCACCGGGGACAUGCUGCGCGCCAUGGUGGCCUCAGGCUCCGAGCUGGGCAAGCGGCUCAAAGAGACGAUGGACUCAGGGAAGCUGGUGAGCGACGAGAUGGUGGUGGAGCUGAUUGAGAAUAACCUUGACUCCCCUCCUUGCAAAAAUGGCUUCCUUCUGGAUGGCUUCCCACGCACCGUGAAGCAGGCGGAGAUGCUGGAUGAGCUCCUGGAGAAGAGGAAAGAGAAGCUGGACUCUGUCAUCGAGUUCAGCAUCCCCGACUCCUUACUCAUCCGGAGAAUCACUGGACGGCUGAUUCACCCAGCAAGCGGCCGUUCUUAUCACGAGGAGUUCAGACCCCCGAAAGAGCACAUGAAGGACGAUGUCACUGGCGAGCCCCUGAUCCGCCGUUCCGAUGAUAACGAAACAGCCUUGAAAACCCGCCUGAAGGCCUAUCACACGCAGACCUCCCCCCUGGUCUCCUACUACAGCAAGCGAGGGAUCCAUACGGCCGUGGACGCCUCCCAGUCUGCCGACGUGGUCUUCGCUAGCAUCCUGGCAGCCUUCUCGAGAGCAACAUCUGAGUGACUCCGUGAACCAGAUGAGACACCACCAAACGCUGCACACUCUGCUACAUCACCCAUUGCAUUCCUCCCUGGGGCAUGGGGGAGGCAGGGGGGGCAGCUGGGAGGGGGUAUGAUUGAUAAGAGGGGGGAAAAGAAGGUGGCAGACAAGGGAGUUGGGCUUGAUUUGUUUUUUUGUUUUGUUUGGGGUUUUUUGGGGGUUUUUUUAUUCAUCAGAAUCACUUUGAAGAGGAGAUGGUCUUCUCCUUAGAAAUCAGUGUUUGGGGAGGCAAAACAAUUGUAGAGGGAAACAUCUAUGCCAAUGAUCAGACCCAGGUCUUUGACCUGCUAGGAGGAUAAGGCUAGAUGCCAUCUCAGGCUUCUCCAGGACUUUCAGCGUUUGUCUCAUGCACCCCUAGUGCUCUGCGGCUAUUGUAAGGUUUAUUGUGAUUACUAAACUUGAUUCCUGUCAGUAAGGACCAAAAUGAGCAAGUGACUCAUUAGCGCUGAAAUGGAAAGGGAAAAGAGAUGCCAUGGUCUCUUCCUGCAAGUUUUGUUUUCUCUCGCUCCACUGCAUUCCUAAGCCCCAGCGUUUACUUCUCAAGGUUUUUCUGCUGCUGAACAGAGGGGCCAUGGCUCUAGUCCAAGCCUGCCUUACUUGGCAAUAGGGUGACUCUUCUGUGAUCUUGAGCAAGCUGAAAUUCACAUAAUGCUGAAGAAAUGCAAAAGAGACUUUCUUACUUGACUGCAAAAAUGACACUUAAUUGGUGUUUGCAUUUCUUUAUAGAUCAAAUGGUGCCUUGUCUAAACUCUGAAUCAAUAAUAAAAUAACCCCUUUACAUUUUG
Molecule: messenger RNA, 1609 nt
Organism: Dromaius novaehollandiae (emu)
Lineage: Eukaryota; Metazoa; Chordata; Aves; Casuariiformes; Dromaiidae
Gene: AK2
Product: adenylate kinase 2
Exons: 7
Coding region: 15-788 (257 amino acids)
Biological process (GO): ADP biosynthetic process
Cellular component (GO): cytoplasm; mitochondrion
Molecular function (GO): ATP binding; AMP kinase activity
Source: RefSeq, a predicted model, not a curated record